AUGUUCCGGAACGCCCUCCGCCAGAGCACUCGCGCCGUCGGCGCCUUCUCUGCCACCGGCAGAGUCGCCGCGCGAAAUGCCGCACCUGUAGUUUCCGCCGUCCAGGCCCGCACCUACGCCGACGCCAAGGCCACUCCCACCGAGGUCUCUUCCAUCCUCGAGCAGAGAAUCCGUGGUGUCCAUGAGGAGUCCAACCUCGCCGAGACCGGCCGUGUCCUCUCCGUCGGUGAUGGUAUCGCCCGUGUUCACGGUAUGGCCAACGUUCAGGCUGAGGAGCUUGUCGAGUUCGCCUCCGGUGUCAAGGGUAUGUGCAUGAACCUCGAGGCCGGCCAGGUCGGUGUUGUGCUUUUCGGUUCCGAUCGUCUCGUCAAGGAGGGUGAGACCGUCAAGCGUACCGGCGAAAUUGUCGAUGUCCCCGUCGGUCCCGAGCUUCUCGGCCGUGUCAUCGAUGCCCUCGGUAACCCCAUCGAUGGCAAGGGUCCCAUCAACUGCAAGGAGAAGCGUCGUGCCCAGCUCAAGGCCCCCGGCAUUCUCCCCCGUCAGUCCGUCAACCAGCCCGUCCAGACCGGUCUCAAGUCCGUCGACGCCAUGGUUCCCAUCGGCCGUGGUCAGCGUGAGUUGAUCAUUGGUGAUCGUCAGACCGGCAAGACUGCCGUCGCUCUUGAUGCCAUUCUCAACCAGAAGCGCUGGAACAGCGGCUCCGACGAGGACAAGAAGCUCUACUGCGUCUACGUCGCCGUCGGCCAGAAGCGUUCCACCGUCGCUCAGCUCGUCAAGACCCUCGAGGAGAACGACGCCAUGAAGUACUCCAUCGUCGUCGCUGCCACCGCCUCCGAGGCCGCUCCUCUCCAGUACCUCGCUCCUUUCACCGGUGCUUGCGUGGGUGAAUACUUCCGUGACAACGGCAAGCACUCCCUUGUCAUCUUCGACGAUCUUACCAAGCAGGCCGUUGCCUACCGUCAGAUGUCCCUCCUUCUCCGUCGUCCCCCCGGUCGUGAGGCUUACCCCGGUGAUGUCUUCUACCUCCACUCUCGUCUUCUCGAGCGUGCCGCCAAGAUGAACAAGACCCACGGCGGUGGUUCCAUGACUGCCCUUCCCGUCAUUGAGACCCAGGGUGGUGAUGUGUCCGCUUACAUUCCCACCAACGUCAUUUCCAUUACCGACGGUCAGAUCUUCUUGGAGUCUGAGCUCUUCUACAAGGGUAUCCGUCCCGCCAUUAACGUCGGUCUUUCCGUCUCUCGUGUCGGUUCCGCUGCCCAGCUCAAGGCCAUGAAGCAAGUCGCUGGUUCCCUCAAGCUCUUCUUGGCCCAGUACCGUGAGGUCGCUGCCUUCGCCCAGUUCGGUUCCGAUCUCGAUGCUGCUACCAAGCAGACCCUCAACCGUGGUGAGCGUUUGACCGAGCUCCUCAAGCAGAAGCAGUACUCCCCCAUGGCCGUCAACGAGAUGGUUCCCCUCAUCUUCGCCGGUGUCAACGGUUUCCUCGACUCCGUCCCCGUUGCCAAGAUCCUCCAGUGGGAGGCUGACUUCCUCGCCCACCUCAAGACCAACGAGUCUGAGAUCCUGGCCACCAUCGACAAGGAGGGUGCCAUUAGCAAGGACCUCGAGGCCAAGCUCCGUGGUGUUAUCCAGACCUUCACCAAGAGCUUCCUCGGUUAA
Neurospora tetraspora is the source of this 1656-nucleotide messenger RNA. Its product is annotated as ATP synthase subunit alpha, mitochondrial. The record is from RefSeq and is a predicted model, not a curated record. NCBI's taxonomy places the organism in Eukaryota, Fungi, Ascomycota, Sordariomycetes, Sordariales, Sordariaceae. Gene Ontology annotation, biological process: proton transmembrane transport; proton motive force-driven ATP synthesis. The transcript has 6 exons. Bases 1 to 1656 code for a protein of 551 amino acids. Gene Ontology annotation, molecular function: ADP binding; proton-transporting ATP synthase activity, rotational mechanism; ATP binding.